Molecule: messenger RNA, 561 nt
Organism: Aspergillus brunneoviolaceus CBS 621.78
Lineage: Eukaryota; Fungi; Ascomycota; Eurotiomycetes; Eurotiales; Aspergillaceae
Product: UbiX family flavin prenyltransferase
Exons: 3
Coding region: 1-561 (186 amino acids)
Molecular function (GO): carboxy-lyase activity
Source: RefSeq, a predicted model, not a curated record
AUGUCUCGGUCGCGAGCCUUCUGCCGUCCCUGGUCCAGCCCACUUCUUAGACGGGCUAUAUAUUCUCCAUCCGUGGCCUCUAAGCCUAAACGCAUUAUAGUCGGAAUCACCGGUGCAACAGGCGCAGCAUCCAUCACAAUAAAGUACGAAACCGAGGUUCCCGACGCGCAUCUCCGCUCCCUCGCGACCUACAACUACUCCGCCCGGGAUCUGGCCGCCCCGAUCUCCAGCGGUUCCUUUCUGCACGAUGGCAUGAUCGUUAUACCCUGUAGUAUAAAGACCUUAGCAGCCGUGCGGAUGGGCUAUUACAAGGAUCUGAUCGCUCGCGCCGCGGACGUCAGUUUAAAGAAAGGCCGGAAACUAAUACUGGUGGUACGCGAAACCCCGUUGAGCAAGAUCUACCUAGAAAACAUGCUGGCCUUACGACGAGCGGGCGCCGUGAUCUUCCCUCCCGUACCUGCCUUUUAUACGAAGCCCCAGGGGUUGGAUAAUCUUGUGGAUCAGAGUAUAAUAAGAAUGUUGGACAAUUUCGGGAUCACGCUGGAGACAUCUCCACGGUGA